Molecule: messenger RNA, 537 nt
Organism: Rotaria sp. Silwood1
Lineage: Eukaryota; Metazoa; Rotifera; Eurotatoria; Philodinida; Philodinidae
Source: the annotation of a GenBank genome assembly
AUGACAGCAGCAACUGGUGACCAAAAGAAACAAUACGUGCUUGUACCUAGUGAUGCUGGUUUUAUUGGUAGUCAUUGUGUUAUUGAAUUGAUUACAGCUGGUUAUGCACCAAUUAUAGUAGAUAAUGAACAUAAUUCAUCAGCAGAAUGUUUAAAAUGUGUUGAACAAAUUACUGAAUGUCAAACAAUUAAUUAUAAAAUUGAUUGUCUUGAUCUUGAAAAUUUACGAAAUAUUUUUAAAAAAUAUUUAAUUUAUGCAAUAAUCAAUUGUGCUGCACUUAAAUCAGUUGGUGAAUCAGUACAGAAACCAAUUUUAUAUUAUAAAAAUAAUAUUGGUUAUUUACUUAAUUUACUUACAUGUAUGGAAGAAUUUAAUGUUAAAAAUUUUCUUUUUUCAUCAUCAGCUACUGUCUAUGGUACACCAAAAUAUUUACCACUUGAUGAAAAACAUCCAUGUAUUGGUGAUACUAUUACAAGGGGGAAAAAGCGGAUUAUUUGGGAUUUUAAAUCCGAAAAAAUCCCAAAUAAUCCCAAAUAA